GCCUCGCUCUGACACCACCGCUCGCUCGCGCGCCUUCGCCCUCUCUCUCCUCUCUCGCCUGUCAGCUCAGCUCCCGGCAGUCAUCACCGGUCAGCUCGCGGCCACCCUAGACGACCGCGAUCGAGGGCCUACCAGGGCUGCGGCUCCAUCCAUCGUGCUGCUACCUAUCAUCAAUUCAUCAUCAUCAUGCUAGAGAACCAAAAGCAAGCGGAGGUCCUCUGGCCCAGGCUUGUGGCCAACAAGCUCUUCCGGAAGACCUCCGGCAGCCACGCCUUCGUCGCCGACUUCCCGGUCGCCGAUGACGACGCCGCCUUCGACGACGGGGGGUGCAGCCCCGACGCGGACGCCAGCCGCUGCGUCAAGCGGGCGCGGCCGCAGGAGCGGAGCAAGACCCUCAAGUACAAGCUGUUCGCGAGCACGUGGAACGUGGGCGGCGUGGCGCCGCCGGACGACCUGGACCUGUCGGACUGGCUGGACGCCCGCGACGGGCCCUACGACAUCUACGUGCUCGGGUUCCAGGAGGUGGUGCCGCUGCGGCCGCGCAACGUGCUGGGCGCGGACAAGAGCCGCGUCGGGAUGCGGUGGAUCGAGCUCAUCCGCGCCGCGCUGAACCGGUCCGCGGCGUCGUCGUCCUCGCCGAGAGGGGCCGGCGGCGGCGGCGGCGGAGGAGAUAGCGGCAGGCAGAAGGUGCACCCGGUGCGCGACGGCGGCGGCGUCGGCGAGCUGGCGCGCGAGUACCGGUGCGUGGUGAGCAAGCAGAUGGUGGGCAUCCUUCUGACGGUGUGGGUGCGCGCCGACCUCCGGCGCUUCGUCCGGCGCGCCAGCGUCUCGUGCGUGGGGUGCGGCGUCAUGGGCUGCCUGGGCAACAAGGGCGCCGUGUCCGUCCGGUUCUGGCUCCACGACACGAGCUUCUGCUUCGUGUGCUGCCACCUCGCGUCGGGCGGGCGCGACGGCGACGAGGCGCACCGCAACGCCGACGCCACGGAGAUCCUCGCCCGGACGUCCUUCCCGCGGGGGCACGCCCUCAACUUGCCGCACAAGAUUCUAGACCACGACCGGGUGAUCCUGCUGGGGGACCUCAACUACAGGAUCUCGCUGCCGGAGGCCAAGACCCGGCUGCUGGUGGAGCGGCGGGACUGGAGGACGCUGCUGGAGAACGACCAGCUGCGCGCCGAGGUGUCGCGCGGCGGCGGCGCGUUCCGGGGCUGGAGCGAGGGCGACAUCGCCUUCUGCCCCACCUACAAGUACCACCCCAACUCCGACAACUACUACGGCGGCCGCGCGGCCGCCGGAGGCGGCAGGAAGGGCGAGAAGCGCCGCGCGCCGGCGUGGUGCGACCGCAUCCUGUGGCACGGGGCCGGGCUCAGCCAGACGCGCUACGACCGCUUCGAGUCGCGGCUGUCGGACCACCGCCCCGUCCGCGCCGUCUUCACCGUGGAGGUGGACGCGCCCAGGAACCUCAACUCGCUCAGGAGCUUCUUCAUGUCCGAGAGGUUCGACAGGGCCAGGAGCCCCGCCGCCGACCGGAUGCUCCGGAAGGACGACGUCAACAGCGCCAGGUUCGCCGAGACUCUCUGACACGGACGACGCCAGGCAGCGCCGGUCUGCCUUACUUCGAGGAGAGGGUGGAAUCGUCACUCCAAUUCUCCAAUUGUACACAGGCAAAAGCGGAGACAGAGAGUAUAUAUGAUUGUUCAGUUCUGAGUGAGUGUUCA
Molecule: messenger RNA, 1715 nt
Organism: Panicum hallii
Lineage: Eukaryota; Viridiplantae; Streptophyta; Magnoliopsida; Poales; Poaceae
Product: type IV inositol polyphosphate 5-phosphatase 9
Exons: 4
Coding region: 187-1578 (463 amino acids)
Biological process (GO): phosphatidylinositol dephosphorylation
Molecular function (GO): phosphatidylinositol-3,4,5-trisphosphate 5-phosphatase activity; inositol-polyphosphate 5-phosphatase activity; phosphatidylinositol-4,5-bisphosphate 5-phosphatase activity
Source: RefSeq, a predicted model, not a curated record